UUGCGCUUGACUCCCUCUGGUUCCCAGGAAUGGCCUCCGACUCUACGAGCAGUACAAUACCACACCACUCACUCCUCCCUUGUCCCCUCCCACUGCGACGCUUCAAGCUUCCUGCUCCCAUGGCCGCCGCGCGCUUCCGCUUCCCUCUCCCCCUCCUCUUGCUCCUCGCCGUCCUCGCCGCCUCGGCACGCAACGAGGAGGACGCACGCGCGCUCAUGGCACUCAAGCGGGCACUUGACCCGGUCGGCCGGGUCCUGGGCUCAUGGCACCCCUCCGGCGACCCCUGCGGCGCCUCCUUCUUUGGCAUAACCUGCGACCUCGACGGUCGCGUCACGGCCAUCUCGCUGCAGGGCCGCGGGCUCUCUGGCAGCCUUCCGCCGGCGGUCGCCGGGCUCCGGCGGCUCCAGGGGCUGUACCUCCACUACAACGGCAUCAGGGGGACCAUACCGCGGGAGAUUGGGAAGCUAUCCGAGCUAACGGACCUGUACCUGGACGUUAACCAUCUCACCGGGCCCGUGCCCGUCGAGAUUGCCGCUAUGGCCAGCCUCCAAGUGUUGCAACUGGGUUACAACCAGUUGACAGGCAGCAUACCACCUCAGCUAGGCAACCUGAAUAAGCUCAGUGUUCUUGCAAUGCAGUCCAAUCAGCUGACUGGAGCCAUUCCGGCAACUCUUGGUGACCUAACACAGCUGACACGGCUCGAUUUAAGCUUCAACAGCCUAUUUGGUUCAAUCCCUUCAAAGAUUGCAGAGGUUCCGUUGCUCGAGGUCUUUGAUAUUCGCAAUAACUCCCUCUCCGGGAGUGUUCCUGUUGGAUUGAGGAGACUGAAUGGUGGAUUCCAGUAUGCAAACAACAAGGCGCUUUGUGGUGGUGGCUUCAGUUUGCUAGAUAUUUGCCCCUCUUCAGAGGAUGGCUUGAAACCAAGCAAGCCUGAGCCUUUUGGUCCAGAUGGUACUGUGAAGACACGGCAAGUGCCCCAAUUGGCGAAUCCUGACAACUGCUCAGGCUCUCGCUGCUCAAAGUCGUCGAAUGCAUCUACAGGAGUUCUUAUUGUCGGUGUGGUUGCAGUGGUGAUUGGUGCCGCAUUUUGCGGGCUAUUUGCGUUCUCAUGGUACCGCCGGCAGAAGCAGAAGAUUGGAAGCUCACUGGAGGUUUCUGAUAGCAGGCUCAGCACUGACCAUUACCAGCAGAAGGAAGCCUGCAGAAGGAGUGCUUCUCCUUUGAUUAGUGUUGAGUACUCAAACGGGUGGGAUCCUUUGUCAGGUGGGGGCAUUGGAUCAUCCGGUGAAGUCAGUGAUAGCUUUAGGUUCAAUCUAGAGGAGGUUGAAUGCGCGACACAAUAUUUCUCGGAGGUUAACUUGCUAGGCAAGAGCGGCUUCGCCGCGACAUACAAGGGAAUCCUUCGGGAUGGGUCAGUUGUUUGUGUUAAGAGCCUCAACAAGACAAGCUGCAAGCAAGAGGAGUCAGAUUUCUUGCGCGGUCUGAAGAUGCUCACCCUGCUUCGACAUGAGAACCUCGUUAGCCUGAGGGGUUUCUGUUGCUCCAGGGGGAGGGGCGAGUGCUUCCUUGUCUACGACUUCAUGGUAAAUGGGUGCUUGUCACAGUAUCUGGACGUUAAGGACAGAUCCAGUGCUAGUGUUCUCGACUGGCCUACCAGAGUUUCCAUCAUCAGAGGCAUUGCAAAAGGAAUUGAGUACCUACACAGUAAGAAGAGCAAUAAACCACCAGUAGUUCACCAGAACAUAUCAGCUGAGAAGAUCCUCCUCGACCACCACUUCGCCCCACUUAUGUCGGUCCCGGGACUGCAUAAGCUCCUUGCUGAUGAUGUCGUCUUCUCAACUCUGAAGGCCAGCGCCGCAAUGGGGUACCUUGCCCCUGAGUACGCCACCACUGGUAGAUUCACUGAUAAGAGCGACGUCUUUGCAUUCGGGAUCGUGGUUCUCCAAGUCAUCACAGGCAGGAGGGAUGUCUCACAACUGAAGGUAGGCGCUGCAGCGGCGAGCGACUUUGAAGGCCUGAUUGAUGGAAACCUCAACGGUGCCUUCUCAAGGACAGAAGCUGCAAAGCUCGCCGCAGUUGCUGCAUAUUGCACAAGCGAGGUGCCAAGCCAGCGGCCGACGAUGGAAGCUGUGGUUCAGCAGCUCGGCCAGUGAGUUGCUGCUGAGGUUCUGAACCCAGUUGAUCUGAAAUGUAUUUUGGGAGCCAGCUUGACCUCGAGACCUUCUGUGGUGGUAGUGAAUUGAUGACAGGGUAAUUAUCCAGUUGCCGCUGACAUGCUAUUGAUUAGUCUAGUCACUCGUGUACUGAUCCCAGCAUUUCAUGACUUGAAUGUAGCAAAUUCAGAAUGCCAUCAAUGUAGCAUA
Phragmites australis (common reed) is the source of this 2363-nucleotide messenger RNA. Its product is annotated as protein NSP-INTERACTING KINASE 2-like. The record is from RefSeq and is a predicted model, not a curated record. Gene Ontology annotation, biological process: protein phosphorylation. The transcript has 4 exons. Gene Ontology annotation, molecular function: receptor serine/threonine kinase binding; ATP binding; protein kinase activity. Bases 30 to 2153 code for a protein of 707 amino acids. Lineage: Eukaryota; Viridiplantae; Streptophyta; Magnoliopsida; Poales; Poaceae.